Molecule: messenger RNA, 4325 nt
Organism: Ananas comosus (pineapple)
Lineage: Eukaryota; Viridiplantae; Streptophyta; Magnoliopsida; Poales; Bromeliaceae
Product: DENN domain and WD repeat-containing protein SCD1
Exons: 31
Coding region: 319-3936 (1205 amino acids)
Biological process (GO): regulation of Rab protein signal transduction
Cellular component (GO): cytoplasmic vesicle
Molecular function (GO): protein binding
Source: RefSeq, a predicted model, not a curated record
AAGAGUCACAACCAACCCAUCUCGCUCGCGCGCGCUGUUGGGGGGCCUUCGUCUCUUCGACUAUACUCUUCUCCACGCCCGAUAUCAGAUCUCACCGUUGAACCCGACCACCACCACCACCACCACCCCCUCCUCUUCCUCCUCCUCCUCCUCCUCCGCGCCCGAUAUGAAAUCGCAUCGGUGUUUAUAUCCCCAAUGAGGAUGCAAAUAGUAGCGGAAGAAGAAGAAGAAUAGAGAGGAAGCAGUGGCGAUCCCCAGAUCCCGCCACUCAUCCGAUCUCCUCCCCCUCCGGAUAAGCGAGCUCGGAUAUCCCCAUUAAUGGCGUCGUCGUCUUCGUCCCGGAUCUUCGAGUACUUUGUUGUGUGUGGGCUCGGCCCCGAGAUCCGAUCGCUAGAUGGGAGUAAGGGGUACCAGGGGACGGAGGUUAUGUACAUGCCCUCGUUUCUCGACCAGUUCCCCCCCUCCAACCAUUCUCUCUACCCUCCGCCACCCCCUCAGCUUCCUACUUGUGUUUUGCCAGCAGGAGUUGAAAUCUAUUCUUCAGGAGUGGACAGUAAUGAUGUUUCAACAUAUCCACGCAGUUAUCCAAUAGUACUAACAGAGGGAGAUGGUUCAAAAAUCUAUGUCAGCUGCAUUGCAUUUCGGGAUCCAAUUUGUGAAGAUAUUAUUGAAGCAUAUCAAAUUCCAGCAAAUUCUUUUGCUGAUAAAUGUAUUUGUCUUGUAUCACAUUCACCCAGUUUUCGAGUCCUUCGUGACGCGCUAGAGGAAUUGUUUGUCCUUUGUUUUUCCCCUUCUGGCUGUAGCAAGCCUAUGUGGGAUAUAAUUGCUUAUCUAGUGUCCAACGUUCCCUUACCGACACCUGGCAAGGACCGUGUCUUGUUUGCUAUUGAGAACUGCCUUCUUUCUGUUGAGGCUCCACCAAAAGAAAGCCUUCCUCAUGCAGAUAUCUCGUUUCAGCCGUUGGUCCAGUGCCUGGAUGUCGAUAAUUUGAUUCAGCUUUUCACUGCUGUGUUGCUUGAAAGAAGGAUAUUGCUCCGAUCAAACAAGUAUACAUUAUUAACUCUAGUGUCAGAGGCUAUCUGCCACUUAAUAUAUCCUUUCAGGUGGCAGCAUGUCUAUAUUCCACUAAUAUUUUUUAGUGGGGUAGACUACAUUGAUGCCCCAACACCAUAUAUGAUGGGACUUCAUUCGGGUGUUGACACAUCUGGCCUAACAAUGGAUGGUGUUGUUGUGGUGGAUCUUGAAUAUAACCGCAUAACAACUACAGAAGAAAUCCCUCCCAUACCUGAACCCGAGCUAAGUUCCUUGCGUGGUGAGAUACUGAAACUGCUGCACCCGAAUGUCAUGGGGAUUGACUACAUGAAGAUCAAUCUUGGCAGUAUGUCCGAUCAACUUGUUAUGGCUAGUGCCAAACCUUGGGGGGACGAACAUGACUUCCAUCUAAGGUUGAUAUUCUUGAGAUUCUUUGCACAACUUCUGAGUGGUUAUCGUAAUUUUAUUGACAAUGCAGCGCCUAGCGGCUUCAAUUCUCAAGCGUUUCUAAAAAAGCGUUCUCGAUCAACCAGUCAGCCUGUCGAGUCCAUGAUGAUGAUAACACAAUUUUUGGAGACACAAGGUUUCCUGGAUUAUCUAGAGAGAUGCAGUAAUUCAGAAGAAAAUAGUAACAACCUUCUUGAUAAACUACAAGAUGCCACAGGGAGGGGUCAAAAUCCUCUUACAAUCUUUCCUUCUCAUCUUUCUGAACCUGAGAUAGUAACAAUAGCAGAAUCUGAUGGAGUUGCAGGGCCGGGUUCUAAGUAUUGUUACAAAAGCUUCCCAUCAAAUGUUAGAACAGAAGAGCAGGAAGAAAAGCGUCGGUCAAUUUUGGCAGGAGUGAGUGGUGCCCAUUCUGCAAAACACAUACCUAGUUCACCAUCCGUCGUAGUAAAUGGUGAUUCAAAGGCGGAAAGCUUGAGUCCAAGGGAGAGAGCUGCAGAGAGAGAGCGGAUGGUCUUGGAUAUAAAAGUAAAGCUACAGGGACUCUGGCUGCGCCUUCUAAGACUUGGAGCAACUGAGGAUCCCCUUUCAUCAUUUGAAUAUGGCACAAUUCUUGCCCUUAUUGAAUCGGAUGCAGAAGGGAUUGGAGGAAGUGGUUUUGUUGAAUGCAUAAGGGAGCAUAUUCACUCGGGAUGGCAAUGCAGAUUGACUGACGAGCAAUUUAUUGCGGUAAAAGAACUGCUCAAAACAGCAAUAAACCGUGCUGCUGCUCGCAAUGACAUGCUUACCGUCAGAGAUGCACUAGAAGUUUCUGCUGAAAUAUACAGAAAAGACUCCAACAAUGUCCCAGAUUAUGUACAGCGCCAUCUUCUUCCCCUCUCCAUAUGGGAUGAGUUACGGUUCUGGGAUGGCUACUUCGAGUAUUUAAUAGAGCGUUCUUCAAACAAGUCGGCCAAUUAUGUAACCCUUGUGACUGCUCAACUCAUCAUAGUCGCAACUCACAUGGCUGGAUUGGGACUUCCUGAUAAUGAUUCUUGGAAUAUGAUCGAGAAGAUUGCAGAAAAAAACAAUUUCGGCUACAAGCAGCUUAUUAAACUUAGGGCUCUGCUAACACAUUUACAACAACUUCGGAUUGGUUAUUGGGGAGUGUCCAUCGGCAAAGGUCAAUCUCUGUCAUCCAUUAGUAUGCCUUCGCCACGCUCACAUGAUGCAUCAGAUGAAAGCCAACAACCUGCUGAAGCAUCUGGACUGGGUCGCAGUUGGGUAGCAAGCAUGUUUAGCAGAGACAGAAGUAUAAGAUCUAGUUCUUUUAGUCGAGCUAAUGAUGCUACUUCUGGCAAGGGAGAUGUUCCUCCUGGUCAAAAGAAAGUUCAGACCAGCAUUCGCACACUUAGAGGUCAUACAGGUGCGAUUACUGCUCUUCACUGUGUAACGAGAAGGGAGGUGUGGGAUCUCGUUGGUGAUCGUGAAGAUGCUGGGUUUUUCAUCAGUGGAAGCACAGACUGCUUGGUUAAAGUUUGGGAUCCUAGUAUGCGUGGUUCGGAAUUACGUGCAACUCUUAGAGGGCAUACUAGGCCAAUUCGGGCAAUUAACUCUGAUCGUAGCAAAAUUGUUUCAGGAUCUGAUGAUCAUUCGGUCAUUGUUUGGGAUAAGCAAACUUUUCGACUUCUAGAAGAACUGAAGGGCCAUGAUGCACCGGUUAGUUGUGUCCGGAUGCUAUCAGGAGAACGAGUUCUUACUGCUUCCCAUGAUGGGACAGUGAAAAUGUGGGAUGUUAGAACUGAUACUUGUGUAGCAACUGUUGGCCGCUGCUCAAGUGCAGUUACUUGCAUGGAAUAUGAUGACUCUUCAGGAAUACUAGCUGCUGCUGGAAGAGAUGUGGUGGCAAAUGUUUGGGAUAUCCGUGCUGGCAAACAAAUGCUCAAGCUUCAAGGGCAUACAAAAUGGAUCCGAUCUUUGAGGAUGGCUGGGGACACAAUACUUACCGGAAGUGAUGAUUGGACGGCUAGAGUAUGGUCUAUUUCUCGAGGAACUUCUGAUGCUGUUCUAGCAUGCCAUGCUGGUCCAAUCCUCUGUAUUGAAUAUUCUCCUUCAGAUAGAGGAGUUAUCACUGGUUCCACUGAUGGCCUUGUACGAUUUUGGGAAAAUGAAGAAGGAGGAAUAAAAUGUGUGAAGAACUUCACACUCCACUCUGCUUCGAUUUUGUCGAUUAGUGCUGGUGAAAACUGGCUGGGAAUUGGUGCAGCCGAUAAUUCCAUGUCUCUUUUCCACCGGCCUCAAGAAAGACUCAGUGGCUUCGCAAGCCCAGGUUCAAAAAUGGCAGGAUGGCAACUUUAUAGAACUCCGCAAAAAACUGUUGCUAUGGUACGUUGUAUAGCUUCCGACCUUGAUAGGAAAAGGAUCUGUAGCGGUGGUCGUAAUGGGCUCCUCCGGCUUUGGGAGGCGACCAUAAAUAUCUAGUCUUCUGAAAUAUUCGCCGUGCCCAGUUUGCCAAAGCCAUUGUGGAUAUGUAAUUUUCCAUCAACGUUUUCUACAUGCUGCUGAUACAAUCUGCAAUUUCUAUAUGGUAAGAGAACCUUACCGCUCGUAUGCAGAAUGAUGGAUAUUCUCAUUACCUUCAAUUAGCUCGAUCUCAUUUUUUUUCUCUACUUUUGUAAUUAUCGGCAGAACCAGAUUUUUUCACGUACGAGUUUGUCGAGCUUUCGGUUAUCUUUUUAAGUUGCCAUAUCCCGAUGGCCUAUGAUGAUGAUAAUUAUUUGUCGGGUGUAUCUAUUCUUGCUACUUGUUCAUAGUAAAAACACUGUCCUUUUAUAUACAAUAAUAAUAUUUGACCUUCUUUUCCAUUAUUC